UUACUAAAUACAAUAUUUAAUUUCCUAAAAAAUCUCCCGCGUCACUAACUUUUUCAGCCAACCAAACAUAACAGAAAAGGAAACCUUUCUCCAACUUUGACUCCUCAAAAACUUCAAAGCCUCCUUACAAUCAAUCUUCAACCCCUAUAUUUAAGAGAAUUCAUGUAAGCCUGGUAAUAAAUCUUCUCUCUUGAUUUACAAAAACCAUUCCCACUUUCUCUCCAACCAAACAGAAUUUUCGUUUCUCUAUCACAUAACCUCUCCCCUAGCUAGAUCUUCAGUCUUCCUUUUCUUCGUAUUUUCUCCAUGUUUAUUUCGUUCAAACCAUGAACAAGGUCCAUGAGAAACAAAAAUAGAUAGCCCAGCUCGUUUUUUCCGAGUUUUUCCUCCUACCCUUUUAUCAAUUUCUAAGAAGUAACCCCCAAACAAUGAGUCGUUUAUUUAGCCUCGGGCUGAUUGCAUCAUGGUACUCCUCAAAUAUAGGAGUUUUGCUAUUAAACAAAUAUUUGCUUAGCAACUAUGGAUUCAAGUACCCCAUAUUUCUCACUCUGUGUCAUAUGAUGGCAUGUUCAUUGUUUAGUUAUAUUGCAAUUUCAUGGCUCAAGAUUGUGCCUUUGCAGACCAUGAGGUCAAAAUCACAGUUUUUGAAGAUCUCUGCUCUUGGGAUCAUUUUUUGUUCCUCUGUUGUGGCUGGAAAUAUAUCUCUUCGAUAUCUUCCAGUAUCGUUUAAUCAGGCUAUUGGGGCCACCACCCCAUUUUUCACUGCAGUGUUUGCAUAUUUGAUGACACUUAGAAGGGAAGGUUGGCUUACUUAUGUUUCUCUCGUUCCUGUUGUUGCUGGUUGUGUCAUUGCUAGUGGGGGGGAGCCGAGUUUUAAUCUUUUCGGGUUCUUAAUGUGUAUCGGUGCUACGGCGGCACGUGCACUCAAGACUGUGGUUCAAGGGAUUUUGCUAUCCUCUGAAGGGGAAAGACUCCAUUCUAUGAACCUCUUAAUGUAUAUGGCUCCGGUAGCAGUUGCAGUCCUUGUUCCUGCAGCUUAUUUUAUGGAGGGAGAUGUGGUUGGAAUCACAAUUUCCCUAGCAAGGGAUGAUAAGAAAUUCAUAUUCUAUCUGAUCUUCAAUUCUUCUCUAGCAUAUCUUGUGAAUUUGACCAACUUCUUGGUCACUAAACAUACCAGUGCUUUGACGCUCCAGGUCCUGGGAAAUGCAAAGGGAGCUGUUGCAGUGGUUAUUUCAAUUUUGAUAUUCCGGAAUCCUGUUUCAGUGACUGGGAUCUUUGGAUACAGCAUCACUGUGGCUGGGGUUGUUCUCUACAAUGAGGCCAAGAAAAGGAGCAGGAACGAUUGACACAUCAUGCAGUGCGUUCAAAUAUCGAUUCUAUCUAUUUUAUGAUAAUUUAUUUAUCAGCACGCAGCAGCAGCAAAUUUUGUUGACCGAGAUUGAAGCAAGUUUGCGCAGCAGAUGCUAUAAUUUUGAUUCUCCUGUGUUCUUAAAGAAAUCAGGAAGAGAUACUCAGAGAAAGUAGAGACGCCCCUUUAGUGCAAGGUCAUACCUUAUCUGGGGAGUGGCAGAAAAUCUUGAUUGAUCUUAUUUUUCUAUUUUUUGGUAAAAAAUUAUGAUUAUUUUUUCAGUUUCCUAGUCAACAGCAGCACCGUAGUGCAGUUCUCUGCUCAUUUGGUGUGAGACUUCCAUCUCCACGGUGACAAACUUAAACGAGAUAACAAGCUAUUUUUUAUGUU
Molecule: messenger RNA, 1738 nt
Organism: Populus trichocarpa (black cottonwood)
Lineage: Eukaryota; Viridiplantae; Streptophyta; Magnoliopsida; Malpighiales; Salicaceae
Product: probable sugar phosphate/phosphate translocator At5g05820
Exons: 4
Coding region: 429-1346 (305 amino acids)
Cellular component (GO): Golgi apparatus
Molecular function (GO): antiporter activity
Source: RefSeq, a predicted model, not a curated record